UCCGCCCCUUAUGACUCCCCUCUCGGUGUGAUGUUUAGGUCCAUGUGAUUUCCUCCAAUUUCCAGCUGCUUCCUCUCUUUUCGACGGGAGUUUGGGUCUCGCUGAACUCCUCGCGCUCUGGAUCAAGUCGCUGUCUCCGGAAACACCACAGAAUAUGGCGGACCUGGACAGUUUCUUCGCCAAAAAGGACAAGAAGAAGGUGAAGGGAAAGAAGUUCACGACCACCGAUGAAAUUGCACGUCGACUGGAGGAGACGGAGAAGAAGCUCGAGCAGCAGCAGGGGAAUAAGGCCAAGGCGCUCGAACCCGUCAAGAAACUAGAGGAGAACUGCGAGGACGCGCCCGUGGUCGUGGAAGUCAUCCCGAAGAAGGAGGAAGAGGAAUGGAAUGACUUCAAGGAUGAGGCGGAACGAGACUUAACAGACCUGAAGAUAUCCAAAUUGCAAAUCGAGGAUGAAGAAGAUGGAGGAGGAGGAUCAGCAGAUGAUGAUGGAGAGAAGGGGGAGCAUGGAGAUAAGAAAGAUGGAGUUUGGAAAACUGAGCAGGUUGCAGCACCACAGCCCACAUUUGUGGAAUCCUGA
Molecule: messenger RNA, 580 nt
Organism: Penaeus indicus
Lineage: Eukaryota; Metazoa; Arthropoda; Malacostraca; Decapoda; Penaeidae
Product: protein CDV3 homolog
Exons: 3
Coding region: 155-580 (141 amino acids)
Cellular component (GO): cytoplasm
Source: RefSeq, a predicted model, not a curated record